AUGUCGGAGCCCAUUACAAUCACCACUCCCCUGCGAUUGUUCAAAGGCCAUGAAGAAUGCAUAACUGCAGUCACAGUGUUCCCUGAUAAACGUCGGAUGGUUACGGGCUCGAACGACAGGACGCUUCAUCUGUGGGACUUGAAGACAGGUGUUGCGUUGAAGAAGAUGGAAGGGCAUCGCAAUUUGGUGUGGAGAUUGGCGGUAUCACGAGAUGGGCAAUUGAUAGCAAGCGGUGAUAAUGGUGGAGAUGUCAUCGUCUGGCACGGAGAAACUGGCGAAUCACUCACCAAAAUAAAAGCACACUCCGGUUCUAUCACCUCGCUGGAUUUUUCUCCCGAUGGAACAGUGCUGGCGACUGGUUCAUUUUGGGGAAAAAUGACGUACCUGUGGAAUACCACAGCCUGGCACCUGCAAGGAAAUCCAAUCGAGUGUGGUAUUUUUCUCUAUUGCGUACGGUAUUCACCGUCUGGAGAACUUCUUGCCAUCGCGACAAAACACGAUAUUCAAAUUUACAAUUCAGGCACAAGGAAGUGCGUCACAUCAUUCAAGGCUCACACAACAUUGAACUUGUCACUCGCAUGGACACCCGAUGGCACACGCCUUCUCACAGGCGGCUAUGGGGAUGAUCCUACUAUACGCGAAUGGGAUACAACACCCUGGAAGCAGGUCGGUGAUCCUUGGACGGGCCACACUGACCAAAUCAAUGCCAUUGCCAUUAAUCCUGCUGGUACACUCGUCGCAUCCGCAUCUAGUGACUACCAUGUUCGUCUCUGGCAGCUCUCAGAUCGACGAACCAUUGCCGUCUUCAAGCACUCAAUCGCCAAUUCAUGCGUCACUUUCUCCGUGAACGGCAAUCACAUCUUCAGUGGAGGUUACGAUAAGAUGAUCUCAGAGUGGACAACUAUUGCCACCACAACAGUCCGCGAUACAUGCAUAGAUCGAGACUUAUCUACUGACGAAGAACUCCUCAUGCAAGAUAUCAAUACCGACGCGAACAACCAUAUUCCCUACGUCCAUCGCUCAAAGGCAUCCAAGUUGGACGAUGCUCCCGAAGCUCAGAUACGAGAUCUGCGUCAGCAGUACGUCUGUCCAUCGGAAGCAGAAGACGCUAUUCGAGGAGCGGUUUCAAUUGAGCUCAGCAACGCCCCCCUUCGUCUGCUCAACACCUCUACGGGGAUUCUGUGCGACCGAGCAGCACAGCUGAACUCCUUCAAAACAAGUCCAGAGUACAAGGAGCUUUUGUCAUCCAUAACAAAGCGUUCGGAUCUCGACAUGGAACGCAUCAAGGAGGUGGUGGCGAUGUACUUCCGUUGCGUUUUGCUAUCACACAGGUGGGAAGAGACGGAGGUGCUGCUGCACCACAUCCAAAAUAAAGAUGUGCGCAAGUUGAAGGGACUUGGUGGCAUCACGAAACUGCUGUCGUUCUGCAAAGUCGCUCGUGAUGCGGGGUAUCUCUGGGCGUGGAUGGAUACAUGCUGCAUCGAUAAGAGCAACAACGCCGAGCUUGGAGAAUCGGUCCAAUCCAUGUUCGUCUGGUAUCGUCACUCGGCCCUCACCAUCGUCUACCUAUCCGAUGUCCCUCCUUCGUCCCAACCCGGUGCACUAGCAAGCAGUGUUUGGAACGAGCGGGGAUGGACCUUUCAAGAAUUUGUCGCUCCGAAAGUCGUUAGAUUUUAUCACAAGGAUUGGUCGUUGUAUCUCAACGAUCGCUCUCUCAACCACAAAGAGUCCCCAGCAAUAAUGAAGGAGUUGGAGAGUGCGACGGGAAUAGAUGCACAGGCCCUGAUCUCCUUCCGUCCAGGGAUGAGAGACGCUAGACAGAAACUGCAAUGGGCAUCGAAGCGCGUCACCACUGUGCAGGAAGACACCGCGUACUCGUUAUUUGGUAUCUUCGACGUCCACCUACCUGUCAUCUAUGGGGAGAGGAAGCAGAGCGCGCUCGGCCGGCUCCUGCAGGAUAUCGUGUCUCGGUCUGGCGACAUCACUUCCUUGGACUGGGUCGGACAAUCAUCCGAGUUCAACAGUUGCCUUCCAGCCGACAUCAUCUCCUAUGCAACCCCGCCAUACUCCCUACCAUCAUUGUCUGAAGAUGAGAUUCAGACAGCGGUCUCUUCGUUGCGAAAUAUUGUGCUUGUGGAUUUAGCUUCGAAGUUGUAUAAUCUACUCAAGAACACGAAUGCUCCCCUCUUUGCAAACUGCAGACUGCGUCUUCCUUGCAUCGCAUUCCGUGUCACGGAAGUCAAACGGAAGCGGGGUCAUACUGCCCAUUUCACGUAUGGAGUGAAAGCAGAGGGGCUUCGAGACUUGCUGAUCACCACGGACGAGACCCUAAUUCAAUUCUCGCGCACAAGGCCCACUCAGCAGACGUUCUUCCUUGUCCGUCCAUGGGACCGUCGUCUCCUCGGGCUGCCUGAUUUUUCAGAGCAGCCUACCUUUGCAGACGAAGGGGAAAGCGUAGGGGAUUGGUCCGAGUCUGGAUCAGACGACACUGACGAGCGGUCCAGCAACUCACCUGGAGAAGAGAAGUUGUCAGUUGACUCGGAUGUUCACUUACGAUCAUUGCGUUUGAUGGUGCACCUUGGGCAGGCUUUCAGCGCACUUUUGGUAGCGGAGCAACGCGUUGGAGAAUACAAGAGGGUCGCAUCGGACCAAUAUAUCAUUGCGCAGGUGAAAGACCCGGCUUCGAUUGACAUUAUGAACAUCGAGACCCUAGACAUAUUGUAGCUGAAUGGUUUUUUUACAACACAUCGACGAUCACAUUAUCAUAGCUUCAUAUAUCAUACAUACCCCGCAAAUGACCCUCGCGAAUACAAGAUUUCAAAAUUUGACAUGCAG
Molecule: messenger RNA, 2835 nt
Organism: Suillus discolor
Lineage: Eukaryota; Fungi; Basidiomycota; Agaricomycetes; Boletales; Suillaceae
Product: WD40-repeat-containing domain protein
Exons: 3
Coding region: 1-2724 (907 amino acids)
Molecular function (GO): protein binding
Source: RefSeq, a predicted model, not a curated record